This is a messenger RNA of Drosophila guanche, 2534 nucleotides long. RefSeq names its product organic cation transporter protein. The record is from RefSeq and is a predicted model, not a curated record. NCBI's taxonomy places the organism in Eukaryota, Metazoa, Arthropoda, Insecta, Diptera, Drosophilidae. Gene Ontology annotation, cellular component: membrane. The transcript is spliced from 6 exons. The coding region runs from base 204 to 1964 and encodes 586 amino acids. Gene Ontology annotation, biological process: transmembrane transport. Gene Ontology annotation, molecular function: transmembrane transporter activity.
ACAAAGGAACAAAUGUGAUUUGUGAUAGAAAACCAAUGUGAAGACCGAUGGCAUUUCCCCACCCACAAAAAUAAACAACAACAACAGCGUCACAACAACAACGUCACACACUCAAACACCCUCAACCGUUCAUUAAGAGUACAAACAAAAGCCCCAAGACUCAACACAAUUCCCUUGGAUUUCCCAUUUAAUUGAAUUUAAAAAUGGACUUCGAUCAGAUUCUGGCCAAAUGUGGCGAUUUCAAUCGCUAUCAAUUCAUGAUUCUUGCCCUUUUUGGCUUCAUCAAUAUCAUCGUAUCGAUGCAUUACUUUACCCAGACAGUCAUUAGUUUUGUGCCAGAUCAUUGGUGCUAUCACGACAAGUUGGUGAAUAUGACCUACAAGCAGAUCGGUGAGAUCUAUGCGCAGUUUGGUGAGGAGUCCUCAUGCACACGCCUGGAGGAUAUCAAUGGCCCGUCAAACGUCACAGUCAGCAAGGAAAAGUGCGACAAAUGGAUCUAUAAUUAUGAUUUUGGUUAUAGAUCAAUGAAUACAGAGUUAAAUUGGGUCUGUGAUUCCGCCUACAAGGCACGUAUUGGACAGUCGCUGUUCUUCAUUGGAUCUGUUGUGGGAACUCUGUUCUAUGGUUUGCUCUCUGACAAAAUAGGACGCGUGCCAGCGCUGAUACUCUCGAACUUCUGUGGCUUUGCUGGAGACUUUUCCACAAUCUUCACGAAGAGCGUGGGCACCUUUACACUGUGUAGAUUUAUAUCCGGACUGGCAGCAGACACGAACUUUUAUCUCAUGUAUAUUAUAGUCCUCGAAUAUAUACGCCCCAGCAUGCGGACAUUGGGCCUGAACAUGGCCGUGGGUCUGUUCUACUGCUUGGGUCUCGUGUUCACACCUUGGCUGGCGGUACUCGCGGGCCAUUGGCAGAUCUACCUCGCGUGCACCUCUCUGCCCAUCCUGCUCGUGGUGCUGUACUACUUUGUGGUGCAGGAGAGCGCCCAGUGGCUGGUGACGCGCAAUGACAUCGAUGGCGCCAUUGUGCGACUGAAGCGUGUCGCAAAGUUCAACGGAUGCCGCGUGACCCAGGCGGAAUUCGAUGAGUUCCGACGCCACUGCCAGAUGACGCGCGAGAUGCAGGGCGGCGAUGAGAAGAAGACUGCAACACUCUUGGACAUGUUCCGCACACCUCGAAUGCGCAAGAAUACGCUUAUACUUUUCUUCAAGAGCAUGGUAAUCACUCUCUGCUAUGAUGCCGUAUCCCGUAAUGUCGAGGGCAUGGGCAUCUCUCCGUUCAUCAUGUUCUCGCUAAGUGCCUUGGCCGUGUUGCCUUCGAGUAUACUGCUCGUCCUGCUGCAGGAUCGCAUAGGGCGCAAGGGCAUGGCCUCGGGCUCCCUGCUGGUGGGUGGCCUCUUCACCGCCGCCUCUGGCAUAGCCAUUGCGUACCAGCAGCACAAUCACAAUGCCAUACUCCUCGCCUGCCUCACGAUUGCCGCGAGGUUUGGUGUGGCCAUCUCCUACGAAUCGGGCUCCCAGUACGCCACGGAGCUAAUACCCACGUGUGUGCGGGGACAGGGUGUGGCGGCCGUGCAUGUGGCAGGAUUUGCGGCCUCCUUCCUGGCCCCAUACAUCCUCUGGCUGGGCACCUUCUUCAAGGCCGCGCCAUCGAUCAUUCUGGGCGUGCUGUUCUUUGCUGGUUCCUUUGUGUGCCUUUUGCUGCCAGAGACAUUGAAUAGGAGCCUACCCACCACCAUUGAGGAGGGCGAGGUCUUUGGCAAGGGCGAGCGCAUGUUUGAUUUCCCUUGCCUUCAGCACAGUCACGACGACGACGAGGAGUCCGACUCGGAGCUGGAGAAGUACAAGCGGAAGCAUUCGCUAAUCGAUGCCAAGCAAAUGGAAUCAUCCUCGAACGGCAAGCGCAAGCAGUCCCUCAUCGAUGCCGACCGCGAGGAGCAGGCCCUCAAGGAUGCCAAGCACUGAAACAGCAGGCAAUGGCUCGAUGUUUCACAUAGUUUAUAGUCUAGCUAAACAAUUGUAUUUUCCUCUAAAAAUCCUACUUCAUUAUCUUUUGGCUCCCCCCCCCCAACAAUUGUCACUUGAAUGCCUACACAAAUGUAUAUUGUGUGGCUCAGCCUUUUCUUAUAUACAUACUUACAUAUAUAGAUAUAUAAAUAUACUGUAUACUGUAUACUCUAUCUUUAAUCUAAAAGCCUCUAGCUUGUAAUUUUCUAGAACGUAGACAAUUGUUUGUUUCCAAAAGCUCCCAUUGUGUAUAAGAACGGAAUCAUAUAGUUAACACUUAAGCGGCACAAAAAUCACUUACAAAACGAAUGAAACAAUUUUUGAAUACCUAAAUCCUAAGAAAAGUAUGUACAUAAUUAUAUAAGACUCUUCCUCCUCCUUCUCCUUUAACUAUUGAAUAUUCACUUCAUUAUUUCGAUUUGAUUUCGAUCUUUCGAUCAAAAUCAAAAAAAAGGAAACAGAAAAGUAUCGUCUAAAAAACUGAUAAUAAUUAUAUUAUAUCUACCAUAUAGAGAAAAAACAACAACA